Microthlaspi erraticum is the source of this 1443-nucleotide messenger RNA. The record is from the annotation of a GenBank genome assembly. NCBI's taxonomy places the organism in Eukaryota, Viridiplantae, Streptophyta, Magnoliopsida, Brassicales, Brassicaceae.
AUGACCAUGCCAGUCCUUUACGAGCAAGACAAGCACGUGUCUUCUGCUAUUUUGACCGGACAGGAGAGAGGUGUGCUUAGAUGCCAAGAACGAACAUCAUUGCUUCACCACUGGAAGCUCACAAACGAGCAAAUAGAGUUAGUGGAGAAAGCAGGUUUUGGCUGGUUUAGGCUAAUAGGAUCGAUAAGCUUAAACAAUUCCCUCAUCUCUGCCUUAGUCGAGAGAUGGAGAAGAGAAACCAACACGUUCCACUUCCCCUGCGGCGAAAUGACAAUCACUCUCGACGAGGUUUCGUUGAUCCUCGGUCUCGCUGUCGAUGGAAAACCCGUGGUUGGUGUGAAAGAGAAAGACGAAGACCCUUCUCAAGUCUGCCAGAGACUCUUGGGGAAGCUACCGAAAGGCGAGCUGAGCGGUAACCGAGUGACUGCGAAAUGGCUGAAAGAGAGUUUCGCAGAGUGUCCAAAGGGAGCUACGACGAAAGAGGUCGAGUAUCACACUCGUGCUUAUCUUAUAUACCUUAUUGGUAGUACGAUUUUUGCAACUACGGAUCCUAGUAAGAUCUCUGUUGAUUACCUUAUGCUCUUUGAGGAUUUUGAGAGAGCUGGUGAGUACGCUUGGGGUGCUGCGGCGUUAGCUUUCUUGUAUAGGCAGAUUGGGAAUGCCUCUCAACGGUCUCAGAGUAUCAUUGGUGGUUGCUUGACGCUGUUACAGUGUUGGAGUUACUUCCACUUGAAUAUUGACCGGCCAAAGAGAACCACUCGUCAGUUUCCACUGGCACUUUUGUGGAAAGGAAGGCAACAGAGUCGGUCCAAGAACGACUUGUUUAAGUACCGCAAGUCACUUGACGAUCUAGAUCCAUCAAAUGUUAGUUGGUGCCCCUUUGAAGGAGAUCUUGACAUUGUGCCGCAAAGUGUCAAAGAUAAUCUACUACUUGGUAGGUCAAGAACAAAACUGAUUGGUCCAAAAGUAGUGGAAUGGCACUUCCCAGAUCGAUGCAUGAAGCAGUUCGGUUUAUGCCAAGUUAUCCCGGGAGAUGUUCCUCCGAGGAAAAACGAGAAAAGCCAUGACGAAGACUUGGUGGAGGACAUGAACACAGCAGACGAAGAAUGGAUGAGACGAAGGGAAAGAAUUGUGGAGAAUGUAGGAGGAGGGAAUGGUGAUGAGACUGAAUAUAUGCAGUGGUUCAAUAGCAUCACAGUCCCAAAGCUUCACAGAGACACAAGUCUCGAAGCUGAUAUAAUGAAUGUGCAAGCUGCUAUACUCCAAUUUGACGAGGUGGCCUCAACGUUGUCACUAGAGGAUCUACAUCCAGAGGAGAGAGAAGCGAUUGAAGAAGCAGUGAUGUCAAUGUCAAAUGCCUUGAGAGUAGGAGAUUGGUAUGAAGCUUCAACAACAACAAAUAAACGGAAGCGGAGGGAGGAACCAACGGAGUGGAGCGAAUGA